Messenger RNA from Microcebus murinus (gray mouse lemur), 948 nucleotides. Its product is annotated as olfactory receptor 2A5-like. Gene Ontology annotation, cellular component: membrane. Gene Ontology annotation, molecular function: G protein-coupled receptor activity; olfactory receptor activity. The record is from RefSeq and is a predicted model, not a curated record. Lineage: Eukaryota; Metazoa; Chordata; Mammalia; Primates; Cheirogaleidae. Gene Ontology annotation, biological process: G protein-coupled receptor signaling pathway.
AUGCACAGUAGAGGCUGGAAAAAUCACAGCUCUGUAACUGAGUUUAUCCUCUUGGGCUUCUCCAGAAAUCCCAGAACCAACUGGAUCCUUUUCUUCAUCUUCCUUUUCCUCUACUUAUUUACAGUCCUGGGCAAUGGGCUCAUUGUCACCCUGAUCAGAGUAGAUGCAUGCCUCCACACCCCCAUGUACUUCUUCCUCAGCAUCCUCUCUCUCCUGGACCUCAGUUAUGCCACCACCACAGUGCCCCAGAUGUUGGUCCAUCUGGUAAGCAAGAAUAAGACCAUCUCCUAUGUUGGCUGUGUGGUCCAGAUGUACAUUUUCCUGACCUUGGGCAUCACUGAAACUUGGAUUUUUGCAGCCAUGGCCUAUGACAGAUAUGUUGCCAUAUGCCAUCCACUCCACUAUGGGGUCCAGAUGAGUCAAACCCUCUGUGUUCUCCUGGCAGUCAGCUCUGCCCUCUGUGGUCUCACCUGUGCCCUUGUCUACACCGUCUUUGCAAUGAAUCUGCCUUACUGUGGCCCCAAUGAGAUCAACCACUUCUUUUGUGAAAUUCCUGCUGUCUUGAAGUUGGCCUGUGCAGACACUUCCCUCAAUGACCAAGUGGACUUUAUCUUGGGAUUCAUCUUGCUCCUGAUCCCAUUAUCCCUCAUCUUGGCCUCAUAUAUUCGUAUCUUCACAGCUAUUCUAAGGAUUCGCUCCACCCAAGGGCGGAUCAAGGCCUUCUCCACCUGUGCCUCCCACAUCACUGUGGUCACCAUGUUCUGUAUUCCAUGCAUGGUCAUGUACAUGAGGCCUGGCUCUGAAGCCUCCCCAGAGGAUGACAAGAAGCUGGCUCUGUUCUACAAUGUCAUCUCUGCCUUCCUUAACCCCAUCAUCUACAGCCUCCGGAACAAGGAUGUGAAGAGGGCUUUCCUCAAGUUAAUCCGAAUGAGUGAGGACACUCAAUAG